AUGUCCUCAUUCUUCUACACAAACGUCGACCGAGGCGCGAAACACUACCCAAUUCCCCAUGGCCCUACUUCAGAUAAAACAGUCGAGAUACUACACAAUCACCGCCUCCUGGCCGAGCAGAUCUGGCCGUCCGAGGCGGUCAAACUAAUCGAUAGCAAUGCAACCGUGACCACAGUCGGGGUUGAAUCCCCCACUCUUAAAUUGAGAGCCACCUUCACCAGCCUUGACAACGGUGUCCUCUUACAGGAGGCAGCAGUAAUGGGUUUUGGUGUUCAGGUCCAGUGGACUGUGGUUGAUAGUGGCGGCCAUAGUACAUGUUCAUCGGUACAGGUCCCUGAGGAGUGUUUGUAUUCAACUGCCUUCUUGGAGGAAAAUGUGCGCGUGUCCUGUCUCAAGGUUGUGGAUCGAUUUUUGAACUUUGCGGAUGACUUCAAUCCGAAAACAAAGUGUCCUAUUGAGUUCUUGGAACGGGUAGCGAAUGGGGAGAUAUCGAUGGAGGAUCUCAAGGUCAUAGGUAGGGGUUGUGGCGGUACUGAAAGGCUAAAACACGAGUGA
Aspergillus bombycis is the source of this 555-nucleotide messenger RNA. RefSeq lists its product as uncharacterized. The transcript has 2 exons. The coding region runs from base 1 to 555 and encodes 184 amino acids. The record is from RefSeq and is a predicted model, not a curated record. NCBI's taxonomy places the organism in Eukaryota, Fungi, Ascomycota, Eurotiomycetes, Eurotiales, Aspergillaceae.